AUGAGGACUUUAGCCGUUGAGUAUUGGGACCGAACAGACGAAUGCCUUGAGCGUAAAUGGGCUCAUAUGGACAUGGUGGACCGAAUGUUCAUUUCGAGAGAAGAGCUUAUUCUCGCUACGACCCUGCAUCACGAGGAGACUGUUCUAGAGCCUAAUAUGUUUCCAUACGAUACUCCGAAAGGAAUCAGCCAUUGGACGUUAUGGAGUCGUCAUGAAAUGAACCACACAGAGAUCGAGGAGUUUGUGUGCAACUGGAUAAGAGAGAAUGCUCCUCAAGUGGAAAGAUGGAACUACGACGAGAACUUGUCGCGCUCGAUCGAUAUCUUUCACGUGCAUGUGUACUUGAAAGAAAAGGAGACGAGAUGA
Peronospora farinosa is the source of this 366-nucleotide messenger RNA. The record is from the annotation of a GenBank genome assembly. Lineage: Eukaryota; Oomycota; Peronosporomycetes; Peronosporales; Peronosporaceae.